Puntigrus tetrazona (Sumatra barb) is the source of this 456-nucleotide messenger RNA. RefSeq names its product semaphorin-4B-like. The record is from RefSeq and is a predicted model, not a curated record. Gene Ontology annotation, biological process: negative chemotaxis; positive regulation of cell migration; neural crest cell migration. The transcript is spliced from 6 exons. Gene Ontology annotation, molecular function: semaphorin receptor binding; chemorepellent activity. NCBI's taxonomy places the organism in Eukaryota, Metazoa, Chordata, Actinopteri, Cypriniformes, Cyprinidae. Bases 1 to 456 code for a protein of 151 amino acids.
AUGCCGUUCUCGCAAUCGGCGUCCGGUCAGAGUGAUGCGAUGACCUUGAAGGAGAAGUUGGACUGGUCUCCGUCAGAAAAAGAUCUUACUGACUGUGCUAUGAAAGGCAAAAUGAAGAUGGACUGUCAUAACUUCGUGAGGGUUUUACAAGUGCUGAACUCCACUCAUAUGUUCUCCUGUGGAACCUUUGCCUUCAGCCCGCGCUGCAUCUACAUCAAUUCAGAGACAUUUUCCAUGGCUACAGGCCCCAGCGGUAAGCCAGAAGAAGGUAGAGGCCGGUGUCCUUAUGACCCGUACCAGAAAAACACUGCCAUUACUGUGGAUGGAGAACUGUACAGGAACGGUGGCAGACUGCGGGAACUGGCCGUCAUUUCGCGACGCGGGCGAGGGCGGCGUGUUGAUCGCGCUGACCACUGUAUGCAGCGUGAACUGAGCUGGUUCCUGAAGGCUAUGUAG